Lepisosteus oculatus (spotted gar) is the source of this 861-nucleotide messenger RNA. It is a transcript of the gene mad2l1, whose product is annotated as MAD2 mitotic arrest deficient-like 1 (yeast). Gene Ontology annotation, biological process: mitotic spindle assembly checkpoint signaling. The record is from RefSeq and is a predicted model, not a curated record. Gene Ontology annotation, cellular component: kinetochore; cytoplasm; nucleoplasm. NCBI's taxonomy places the organism in Eukaryota, Metazoa, Chordata, Actinopteri, Semionotiformes, Lepisosteidae.
AUCAGCGCUGCGCCUCCUGCUUGGCUGUUGGUUUUCAAAAGUGCGCGCAGGUCGCUCCCCUGUUUCAAACCGAGGAGCGGGGAGCUGCGCCGUCGACAUGGAGAGCACGCUAACGGGGAUCACGCUGAAGGGCAGCGCCGAGCUGGUGGCGGAGUUUUUCUCGUUUGGCAUCAACAAUAUCUUAUACCAACGAGGGAUUUACCCUCCAGAGACGUUUACCCGAGUCACUCACUACGAUAUGCCUCUGUACGUGACGACCGAUCCCAAGCUGAAGAACUACUUGACCAAUGUGGUGGGACAGCUGAAAGACUGGCUAGUUGACUGCACCGUACAGAAGCUAGUCAUCGUCAUUAUAAGCCUGGAAACCAAUGAGGUCCUGGAGCGAUGGCAGUUUGAUAUUCAGUGUGACAAGACUGCAAAGGAAUCGAGCUGUCCACGAGAAAAAUCGAUUAAAGCCAUCCAAAAGGAAAUCCAGAUCAUCAUCAGACAGAUCACUGCCACUGUAACCUUUCUGCCCGUCUUGGAAACAGAUUGUGCGUUUGACCUCCUGAUCUACACAGACAAAGACAUGGAGGUACCAGAGAAGUGGGAGGAGUCUGGUCCACAGCUAAUCGCCAAAUCGGAACAGGUGCUCCUCCGUUCCUUCGACACUGCAAUCCACAAGGUGUCCAGCGUGGUCACUUUCAAAAGAGUUGAUUCCGUGUAGCCAGCUGAGGAGGAAUUGUGUACAUAGUCUCGAAUCCCUUUGAAUGUCUUUUUCUUUUACUAUUGUAUGUAUUUCAACUGUCAUUCUUUUCAUGAAUUUUAGAACGCGGUUCUAAAUGUCUUAAUUAAGUAAAAUAAAUACAAACCGAAAAUCCA